AUGGGGUCCGGAGCGUCAGCCUUGGCGGCUGAGGUGCCAGGGUCGGACUUGCGCCUCAAGUCAUCAGGACUUUGUUUCACCGCCCAACAAGUGAGGUCGCUCAACUCCUAUGUAGACACACUUUACGAAGAGGAUUUAAGUGGGCGUAUGUCAGUGGAGACAGAAUGUGCUGUAGAAAACCUGGUGCAGAGGAUAGUGGACGGCGCUGGCCAGAGAGAUCCGCGCUUUAGAUGUUGCCAUCUUAUAGCGUUGCAUAGAGAUAAGAAGAUGCGGUCACGUUCUCUGGAAUACUUGGUGACGUUGGACUCUCUGCCGAUCUUGAACACGGACAGUGAUGAGUGUCGUCUCCAAGAAGGUCCUGUUGGAUAUGGGAAGAUUAGUUUAUCCGGCCGUGAAGCUGACAAGUGGGCUGAAUUCUUAACACCUACUGGAUAUUUGAGCAGGGAUAAAGUGGUAGAGCACUGGGUGGAACUGGUGGCGCGCUGCGCCCAAGCGCGGGGGGGCGGCGCGUCUCGGGUGCUCAGUGCGAGCGCGGCGGCGCACGCUCGCCCGCACCACUACUGCUACCUGGAGCGGGUCAGUCAUCAAGUAACAACAGAGCACAGACUGGCGAUAGUAGAGGGGGCGGCCUGGGUGCUGGUGCGAGUGGGUGCGGGAGAGGCAGAGGCUAAGCUGGUGCUGGGCGCCCGCGUGGGCGGCUGCAGUGCCAAUGCCUACACAACGAGGGUGCCUUUGACGCAUCCACUGGCACUGCUGCAUUAUACUGCCGCACAGGAGGGAUUUUACGCAGUAGCAGUUGGACCGCCGCCAUCAGUAGUAGGUUCAGAGCGAAGUGCAAUAUGGCAGUUAUGGCAUCCAGCUUUAGAAGCGACGUUGGAUGGACAUUUCUCCCAGGACUCUUCCAUUGCGAAGAUAGCUGGGGCUCUCAAUAGUUUGAUUGACAAGAUGAGGGAAGGAUGUUUCCAGGGCUCCCUGCAAUUGCUCAGUCGCUACAGCGCAAGCUGCGCUCUACGGCGCCGCCUGCAGCGCUGCGCAGCGCUUCGCAGCGCCGCUCGCUUCUGUGGCGCAGCCCAUAUCGCGCACCAUCUGCUGCUCCUACUGGACGACCUGUACCACACGUGCGAGUACGGGGGCAGCGCGGGGUUCGUGUACGCGGUGGAGCGGGGCGCGCUGGCGCGGAGGGGCGCGCGGGGCGGCGCGUGGGCGGCGGACGCGGCCGCGCUGCGGGCCGGCCUGCGGUACCUGCGGCGGCUGGCGGCGGGCGAGGAGAUCCCGCAGUCACCAGCGGAGCGGCUGGAGACGGCGCUGUUCGCGCGGUGGAGCGCGGCGGUGGGGGCUGCGGGGGCGGCGGGGGGAGCGGGGGGAGCGGCGGCCUGGCGCGGGGGCCCGCUGCGGUACCUGGCGGGGGCGGCGAGGGGCCUGCUCGUGUGCAAGGAUAUGGUGGCCUGUGAAUACCAGUACUCGUUCAGAGCGAACCUGCUGCAGGCCACUUCCUGCUACCAGGAACCAGUUGAGGAUCUGAUCCACAUCCUGGCGAUCCUGCUCGAUCAGGCUCGAGACGUUUACCUCACGAAUCUUCAGCAAACGUUGGCUUUUGAUAAGGAACUUGCAUCUUAUAGGUCAAAGAAAUGGCACAAGCUAAAGGAUUAUUAUGACGCAUCAUCCGCGUGUCUAAUCGACGCGGUGCGACGCGACACUGAGCUGAGGAGCGCGGCGCUCGGUGAUGACGUCACGGUCAUGACGCACGUUCUGCGCUGGCUCUAUAGAGGAGCUAAGGAGGACAAAAAGUACCUCGGACCAGUUCUAAAACCAUAUCUGAACGAUCUCUAUACCACCGCUUUGGAGAACUCCUGGUUCUUGGAAGACUUCGAAGAUAAGAAGUGCUUGGACGAGUUUGAGGGUAUAAAGGUGUUCUGCCUGAGGGUCCAUGAGGGUUUGGAUCCCUGUGUGGGGUUGCUGGAUGCUGCUAAGAAAUACUCUUGGGCGAAGACUUUGGUUGACGUCGUGGACAGAUAUCGACAUUUUGAUUUCCGGCUCGUAUUCCCAACGGGAGACGGUUUAGCGGUUUCCUAUCCACUGAGGCUGCCCUCUCGCCGAGAGCACGGCUCCGCGCGAGCGCUGACCCUCAGCAGACGCGACAAGGCCGAGGCCAAGCUGCGGCUGGCCAGGCGAUGUGUUCUGGCCGCCUUCAACAAUGCGCUGCUUGGAAGACCCCAGUCAAAACAAAUGUCACGCAAUGGAAGCACAGAAGAAAUUCUAACAAGUGUAAAAAAUGGUAACUUUUGGAGGAAUACCACAAAACCUGAUAUCAUACCUUCUCCAUCUAACACCGAUACUUUGAACCAGCCGAAAGUCAGGCGAAGAUCGAGAAGAAGACGACCAGCCACAUCUUACGGAUUUCCAGAAAUUUCCAUCACAAAUCAAUCGGAUACCAAGACAUUAAGAAGGAAAUACCACACUCUAAAGAGUUUAGUCUACAAAGAACCGGUGGAAAGUGUCAAGGAGUUACGUGAAAGACCGCGGUCUGCUGGCUCUACUAUGAGAAGUAAAGAUGAGUUAAGUAGACCAUCCAUACUAGAAACUUUGGACUUCAUUAACAGCGUGAAAGACUCACUAAAUGAGGAGUCAUGUACGUCAGACGCGGAGGAGAUGUCGUGGUCUGCUCGUGACGAGUGUGUGGUGUCUCGCGCAAGUCCUGUGGAGGCGGUGAGCGGGCGCUGCGGCGGAGCGCUGCACCUCGCGCUCGGGGACCUGCUGCCCGCACUGCUGGCCAGGGGCAAGUUCACGGUGCUGCAGGAGCUGUGCGGCCUGUUGGAGCGCAGUGACGGCGCGCUGUUUGCUCUCCAUCGCCUCGCGCGCGCCGCCCGAGCGCGCUCCGCUGAAAGAGACAACACUUGGAGACUGCCAGAAACAGACUCGUCUGUGUCGGAGGCUCCACAGAGGUACAGACCGAGGCCCCCAGACUAUGUGUCUGAGGACGAGGCGCCGCAACCGCCUCCACUGCCUCGACAUGUCAAUAAGGAAAAACAGCAGAAACGCUAUCCAGACCACAUAACCCAAUCAAGGAUGCAGACACUUCAACAAGAUAUCGACCAAUUAGAGUUAAUAUCCUCUAAACUAUCCCUCCAAAGCCUAGCCCAAGACUCCCAAUGCACAGGCAUCAUAAAUCCAAUUUACGACAUAAAAAUGCCCAGAGACAAAUUUAUUGUCAAACGGACAAAAUCUUUAGGCAGGAGUUUCAGUUCUAGGAACCUAGGUGUAGAAAUAUCUAGGUACAAUUUGAGUCUAGGUCAUAGAAACGGUAAGAGGACGAAUGAUGUGGUGACAGCGAUCAAUGGUACAACUGGGGAAACGGGUUUGGAUGUUAGGAAUAAUUUCUUUCCAAAGAAUGGCGCGUCUAAUGUUGUCGGGGAUUCAUACAGGUUGAGUAGAAUUACCAUUGAUUGAUACACUUAACAAAAUAUUGAAUGGAUUUGAAUGAAGUAGGUCUAGGACGUUUAUCGGGCUGAAAACAUAUUAUUUUUA
Melitaea cinxia (Glanville fritillary) is the source of this 3525-nucleotide messenger RNA. RefSeq lists its product as uncharacterized. The record is from RefSeq and is a predicted model, not a curated record. Bases 1 to 3447 code for a protein of 1148 amino acids. The transcript is spliced from 18 exons. NCBI's taxonomy places the organism in Eukaryota, Metazoa, Arthropoda, Insecta, Lepidoptera, Nymphalidae.